AUGGCUCAGAGAGGAGUCCAGCAGGAGAAAAUCUCUUGUUCCAUCUGUUUGGAUCUACUGAAGGAUCCGGUGACUAUUCCUUGUGGACACAGUUACUGUAUGAACUGUAUUAAAGACUGCUGGGAUGGAGAAGAUCAGAGAAGAAUCUACAACUGUCCUCAGUGCAGGAAAACCUUCAGGCAGAGACCUGUCCUAAUAAAAAACAUCAUGUUAACCGAGUUGGUGGAAGAUUUGAAGAAGACUGGACUAAAAGCUGCUCCAGCUGAUCACUGCUAUGCUGGACCUGAUGAUGUGGCCUGUGAUGUCUGCACUGGGAGGAAGAUGAAAGCUGUCAAGUCCUGCUUAACGUGUUCAGCUUCUUUCUGUGGGGAUCACCUCCAACCUCACUAUUAUACUCCACCAUUAAAAAAACACAAGCUGGUGAAUCCAUCCCAGAAGCUGCAGGAGAACAUCUGCUCUUGUCAUAAUAGGGUGUUGGAGAUCUUCUGCCGCACAGAUCAGCAGUGUAUCUGUUAUCUCUGCACUAUGGAUGAACAUAAAGGCCAUGAAACAGUCCCAGCUGCAGCAGAAAGGGCUGAGAAGCAGAAGAAGCUCCAGGAGAGUCGACAACGAAUCCAUCAGAGAAUCCAGGACCAAGAGAAAGAUGUGAAGCUGCUUCAACAGGAGGUGGAGGCCAUCAAUGUCUCUGCUGAUAAAGCAGUGGAGGACAGUGAGAAGAUCUUCACCCAGCUGAUCCGUCUCCUCCAGGAAAGAAGCUCUGAUGUGAAGCAGCAGAUCAGAUCCCAGCAGGAAACUGAAGUGAGUCGAGUCAAAGAUGUUCAGGAGAAGCUGGAGCAGGAGAUCACUGAGCUGAAGAGGAAAGACGCUGAGCUGGAGCAGCUCUCACACACAGAGGAUCACACCCAGUUUCUCCUCAACUACCCCUCACUGCCAGCACUCAGUGAGUCUAAAGGCUCAUCCAGGAUCGAUAUCUGUCCUCUGAGACACUUUGAGGACGUGGCACCAGCUGUGUCAGAGCUCAGAGAUCAACUACAGGACGUCCUGAGAGACUCAUGGAGAAACAUCUCAGAUGCAGUAGCUAGAGUGGAGAUUCUACUGUCAGAACUAGAACCAACUGCCAUGGAAAUGGCUGGUCAAUGUUUAAAGACUGUAUACCAUACCCCUGAUCACUCAAGUUGGACACGCAGGCUAUUCAUCCCCCCGCCCCGCUCCAGAGCCAACCCUCCACCCCCACCUGCAUCCUCUCUUUUCUCCACAGCUGAAUCCCCACCCCAACCACUCUUCCGCCCACCACCAUUAUUUAUGAUGAGAUCAAGGGGACGAGCAGGGAGACGGCUAUGAAAACCAACUGGCCUAGAAAUCUUAGUUCUGGUACUGGCACCGGGACAUUGACUGAACCAACAGUUCCUCGGAGCAGGGCCGUGCAGAGAUCUUUGGAGCUGCAGGGUUUCAUCGUUAAAAAGGUUCAUUGAACAAGAUCUUAAAACAACGUUCAACAACAUAGCAACAACCCAUCAAGAAUCUAAUAUUUAAUUGGAUCCUACUGUGUCCCUGUCAUCAUGUGGGGACAAUGCAAAUCAAAUGUAGUCUUUUUUCUUGAUAGGUGUAAAGUUGUGGUUUCUGCUGCUGACAGCUGAAGGAUUGUGUUGAUCUGAGACUGUAGCUGUUAGACUAUAGGAGAGAAGGUCGCUGGUUAUGAAGUUAUGAAAUAAGCAAAUUUCCUGCUUUUUUUACUAAAUAAACCCAAAUAAUUUCUGACUGUCUAUAACAACUUGGCUGCUUUAAACAUUGAAAAAGCUCAGAGGGGUUAACUCUGCAUAAUGUUUUUGAUGUUAGCACCUCUGAGAAUUUUAAGAUUCAGAAAAAUCAGGGCAAAGAAAACUCAGUAGCUGCUGGUAGGGCCCGUCCAGACAUUCAGGGCCCCGUCCAGACAUUCAGGGGCCCGUCCAGACAUUCAGGGGCCCCUUCCAGACAUUCAGGGGCCCAUCCAGACAUUCAGGGCCCCGUCCAGACAUUCUAUAAAUACUUGAAUGUAACACAGGACCACAGAUGCAGUUCCACCCUCCUCAACUUACC
Xiphophorus hellerii (green swordtail) is the source of this 2076-nucleotide messenger RNA. Its product is annotated as E3 ubiquitin/ISG15 ligase TRIM25-like. Lineage: Eukaryota; Metazoa; Chordata; Actinopteri; Cyprinodontiformes; Poeciliidae. The transcript has a single exon. Gene Ontology annotation, molecular function: zinc ion binding. The record is from RefSeq and is a predicted model, not a curated record. Bases 1 to 1341 code for a protein of 446 amino acids.